GCCUGCAAAACGACCCAAUGAACAUAUCAACAGUGGACAGACUGAUAACAUAAUUGCAAAUAAGUCGUCAUGCUUAGACGGAUACUCAUGGACUACCACUAAACAGUAAACGAUUAUUUAUUAAGAUGACGAUAUCACCACAGCAGAGUAGAUACUGGCUAAACGAGCUACUAUCCAUUCGUCGAACAAAAGUUAUAAAGUAGUUUGUCCUACAGUCAAUUUUGUACAAUUAUAGUCUGCCAUGUACAAAAACUUAAAAGCUCGUCACCAUCUUCUCAAACAAUGAUUCCCUCAGCAAUUGUUAUUCGCGUGUAUUAAGCUAAAACUUCAACCAAAUGUUAAUUGACUUCCAAUAACUGACGCUUUUGUUUUCCAAUGCUGAGAGACAAACGAAAAACAAAAGAAAUCUACGCGGGCAAACAUUAUUAACAUUAACAAUAAUGGUAAGCUAUAUUUGCAAGAGCGGAUAACAUUUUUAUUGCACCGGGGCUAAAGUAUAUAAGGCUGCACAUAUUGAUUCGAACAUCUUUCUGCACAGCCAGAGAAGGCAAACUCAGCAAACACAUCAACUAUAUUGUUUCUUCAACUUUCUGGUGCUGUUUGACGUAACAAAAUUACAAUGGCGUCUUAGAGCUACUGAAAGACAAAAACAAGAACUUUCCUCUGGGGAAUAAGCACUACGCAAAUUUUCUUUCAGCGAAUGAUCAAUGCCAUUAGGAAGAUUUUGGUACUUGAUUGUUAACAAGUAAUUGCAGCUGCAACCCAGUGGCGGGAGCGAAUUUUUAUAAUCAGUCGUUCGAGAUCUACGAAAUUACAACGUCGAGGCACAAUAUAUUGAUAAAGAAGAAGAAGACGAACGUUUCGAAAGUAUUUCGAAGGAAAUAUAUCAAGUCCUUUUCUCCAAUCAGGAAAAAUAGUAUUGCGCUCUGUCGUCUCUUUAUAAUCAUGAGAAGGGCAACAAUUUGUCAUCAAGAGAGAACAAUUCAAGUUAAUAAUGACGCACUGCUCUCGCUCGAGAGGAGUAAAAUUGACAUUAUGAACGAAGUUGCGAGGGCGUAUCACGAAAUUGAGGAAUUGAAAGCAAAGCUCGCCAAGAAAAACAGUCAAAUAAAGAACUCUCACGACUUUCAGGACACUCUAUUACUUCAGGCAGAGAAACUAAGGUACGAAAAAGAGCAGAUAAGUCAAAGAUGCGACAGUGUUAUGCAGGAAAUGAUGGAUCGCCUUCGGGUCAAGCAGGACAUCAUCUCACAAGUCAGGGAGGAGAUAGAGAAAUAUGUUAAGCUGAAACUUGAGGUCCAAAACAGGAACCAAGUCCUAAGAGAGCGGCUUGAGAAGCGAGACAAGAUAAUCGCUGGACUGAAAACUAAAUUGACAAUGAUGAGUAGCUGGACUGUACGUUCCACAAGCAGCGCACAAAUUGUGAGUUGAAGUUGGAGAUAAGUGAUAAUAAUACGCCUACUAUCGACUAAAAGGUAUCGGGCUUUAAUCCAAAGCGGUCCAUGCCGACAUAUGAGAAGGGGCUUCGACAGUUUCCAGCGGAUCUGCCAGAUCGAAGCGAAAUUCAAUAUUUGUUAGUCUUAAAACUUUGACGUACAUGUUUAUAGGCGGAAAAAAUGGCUAUAUACGCAAUGAUCACAGAAGAGUAGUUGGAGGCGUGAGAAUCAAUUCCGUUCAGAUGGAGAGUGAUACAAUCUCAAGUACUUAGAAAUAUUCAUGUGCGCACAUUAUCGUUGUGGUUGGAGGGGACAUAGUUUCAUCUCAUUAAUAGAGGAAAGUAACGGAGGAUCAAAUGCUAACGAAUCCAACCUCAUACCUGGUUCAGUUGUGUAUACUACAGUUGAAGUACCAUUCCCCUUCUUAAAUUGCUAAGUCAUCACUAUAGUGACAAAGCAAAAGGAAUCCGGCUUCAAAUGGCAGAGUUGAGAGCGUAUCAAUAGAUUAAUACUAAAGGAAACUUAAGAGAUGGAAUUACUGCUUCGCAAACAGCGCCACGAACGUGAUUAAACGCAUGAUAUGUCGUUAAAAAUGGUGUCAACUUUUGAAACAGAAACGUUUUCAAACACACGUACUUUCAAUCGUGCUGAUUCUUUGUAAACGUGGAGAUGUUAUUUGUUGAUUUUAUUACGUUAUUUGCUCAUAUUUCACGCUUCGAUGCCAUCGUUGGUUGCCUUUUUGACACAUAAAUGACGUCUAGGGCCAAAAGCUUUUGUGAAAAAAAUAAUGCUCACAUUGUUAAGACUGGGAUAGAACCAUUCCGCGUUUGACAUUUUUACGCAUUGUAGAAAAAGAUGUAUUGACAGGCUUCCCGAUCAAUUAAAUUCCAUAGCAACCAUGAACAGGCAUCAAACAAACGGAAGGAAGUCAUAUAACUGUCAAGUUAUAUCGUAGUUCAAUUCAACUACGCUAUAUUAAUGCAAAAUGAAACAGUGCGUUACUUAAUAGCAAUCACCGUAUCUUAGCUAUUACGUAAAUAAAGACAAUUCAAUUAUAUGCGA
Molecule: messenger RNA, 2498 nt
Organism: Pocillopora damicornis (cauliflower coral)
Lineage: Eukaryota; Metazoa; Cnidaria; Anthozoa; Scleractinia; Pocilloporidae
Source: RefSeq, a predicted model, not a curated record